Molecule: messenger RNA, 387 nt
Organism: Vigna unguiculata (cowpea)
Lineage: Eukaryota; Viridiplantae; Streptophyta; Magnoliopsida; Fabales; Fabaceae
Source: RefSeq, a predicted model, not a curated record
AUGGCACUUCAAUUGGUUGAUAGAUCCAUCAAGUAUCCAUAUGAAAUUGUAGAAGACUUGUUGGUCAAGGUAGAUAGAUUCUACUUUGCAGCAAAUUUUGUAGUCAUGGAUAUAGAGGAAGAUUCAAAAGUGUCUCUCAUCUUAGGAAGGCCCUUCAUGAAAAUAGCUAAGGCCAUCAUUGAUGUUGACAAUGGCAAAUUAAAAGUGAGAAUGCAGGAUGAGGAGGUCAUAUUCAAUGUGUUUGAAGUCGUAAAGCAUCCUAAUAACAAAAAUGAUUGCUUUAGAAUGGAUGCACUUUAUGAUGUAUGCUUAGAAUUCAAAGAGACAAUUGUAGUAACAUACCCUCGAGAAGGUUUUGACAAAUCAACUACAAGAGUGGAGUGCUAA